Callorhinus ursinus (northern fur seal) is the source of this 1037-nucleotide messenger RNA. The record is from RefSeq and is a predicted model, not a curated record. Lineage: Eukaryota; Metazoa; Chordata; Mammalia; Carnivora; Otariidae.
GAAGCCGAGGCUGAGUGGACCGAGAGGGGCUUUCCAGGCCGUUCCUUCGGCACCGUGAGGUUCUUGUGAGGUUAUCUGAAAGCCAGAUCCUUAGCCGCUCCUCCAAGCCGCUCUGAAAGGCGCCAUGGGACCCCGUCGUGUGCAGGGUUUGCUGUUCCUCGUCCUCCUCGGGGCGCCCUCCUUGGCCUUGAAGCAAAAUCUGUACUGUCACAAGGGCAUAUCGGUGAGUGUAGAAAAGGACCCAAGGAAGAGGUUUAAUUGGACCACAGAGAAAGUUGAGACUUGUGACAGUGAGUCAUUGUGCCAGGAAUCCCUUCUGAUGAUUAAAGCAGGGGCCAAGACAGCAGUUUUGGGCACUAAGGGCUGCGUCGCAGAUGGGACACAGGCGAUAAUGUAUGUCCAGCACUCCCCACCCCCAGGCAUAAUCACAGUCUCGUACAGCAGCUACUGCGAGGAGUCCUUAUGCAACAGCAGGCAGAACUUACUGGAGCUGUGGAAGGAGGAAGAGACCCAAGGUACGUGGGGAGCUCCCAGUAUGUCACCACGCCUCCACUGCCCAACCUGUGUGGCUUUGGGGAACUGUUUGUAUGCUCCUUCUCUUCCCUGUCCCAAUGAUACAGUUCAGUGCUACCAAGGAAGACUUCACAUCACUGGAGGAGGCAUCAGCUCAUUUUUGGAAGUCAAAGGCUGUACAUCCAUAAUUGGUUGCAGGCUGAUGUCUGGGAUCUUUACAGUAGGGCCCAUGUGGGUGGAGGAAAUCUGUCCAUAUCAGUCUCUCCCUCAACCCCGAAAGACUGAAAAUGGGGCCACCUGGCGUCCUGUUUCGGUUUGGAGGUUAGAGCUAGUGCUGCUGAUGUUACUGCAGUAACCUGUCCAUUGUUCCUGAGGAGGUGCUUCUUGUCCUGGACUGCAGGACACCCUUCCUGACUGCUGGUCAUCAACAAGUUGAGGAGCAAGUGGAGAGCUGAAGAACAGAGAGAGUUCCUGUGGAUGUAUUUUAUAUUUCUAAUAAAGUUUCUGCUGUGAUUGGUGUAUAA